Messenger RNA from Ostrinia nubilalis (European corn borer), 676 nucleotides. Its product is annotated as UPF0389 protein GA21628. The record is from RefSeq and is a predicted model, not a curated record. The transcript is spliced from 2 exons. The coding region runs from base 180 to 578 and encodes 132 amino acids. Lineage: Eukaryota; Metazoa; Arthropoda; Insecta; Lepidoptera; Crambidae.
GCCACAGAUGUCAAAACGACCAAACGACCCUCUCGGAAUCGGAAAAUUCAGCACAAUUCGGAAAAAUAUACAAAACAAACACAUAUUAGUGUUUAAUAGUUUGUGUGUAUUCUCUUCGUAGAUGCCAACAUCUACACACUGUAAUUACCUAUAAUAAUCAUUGAGUUAUUAUUGUAAAGAUGAAUAAAUUCGCUCUCUUGCGAUCAUCCGUAUUUUCCGCAGUUUGGAAAAGAAAUAUUAUGUGUCAAUCACCACUUCAAACGAAUGUAAGAGGCCCCAUGUCGACUGGAUACAGACCAACAGAGUUGCAGAAGUUCGUAUUAGUAUGGACAAAAAAAUUCAAGUCCAAGGAUGAAAUCCCGAAGUUUGUUUCCGGUGAUCUUAUAGAUAGAGCUCGUAGUGAAGCAAGGAUUAAACUUUCUAAUAUCCUCAUGCUGAUGACGGUACUGGCAUGUGUUGGAGCUAUUAUCUCUGGAAAAAGUGCAGCUAAGAGAGGAGAAUCAGUCCAUCAAAUGAAUUUGGACUUUCACAAAAAAUAUCAGGAAGAGUACAAGAAGGCCGAAGAAACCAAAAAAUAAAGGAAAUAUUUAUUAUAUAAAUGAUACCUGAUUAAGCUUGUACAGUCAUAUACACAUUGAACCUUGUAUUUUAAAUCAACAUUAGAUUGUAAAAAUGA